Molecule: messenger RNA, 1567 nt
Organism: Lolium perenne
Lineage: Eukaryota; Viridiplantae; Streptophyta; Magnoliopsida; Poales; Poaceae
Product: AT-hook motif nuclear-localized protein 18-like
Biological process (GO): vegetative to reproductive phase transition of meristem
Cellular component (GO): nucleus
Molecular function (GO): DNA-binding transcription factor activity; minor groove of adenine-thymine-rich DNA binding
Source: RefSeq, a predicted model, not a curated record
AGCUCCGAGCACCGCACCGCACCAAACCAAACCCAACGCAAAACCCGGCCUUUGACCAUCCACACCUCCCUACUAUCUCCACCGUCGUCCUCCCUCGCACGCAUCAGCAGCACCAGCGUGCGACAACUCCGAGGCCAGGAGCGGGUUCGCGGUCGAUCGAUGGAUCCGGUGGCGGCGGCAGCGGCGCACGGAGGGGGGCACCACUUCGCGCCGCCGGUGCCGUUCCACCCGUUCCAUGGCCACUUCCCCGGGCAGCAGCAGCAGCAGCAGCAACAGCACCCGGCGUUCCAGCAUUUCCAGGAGCACCAGCACCAGCUGCUCAGCGGGAUGAUGGCCAAGCAGGAGCUCGUCGACGAGAGCAACGCCACCACCAUCAACAGCGGCGGCAGCAACAACGGCAGCGGCGGGGAGGGCGACCACAUCGGAGGAUCCGCGCACCAGCACUUGGGCGGCGAGGAGGGGCAGCAGCAGCAGCAGCAGGCGCUGGCGGUGAUGCGGCGGCCCAGGGGGCGCCCCGCGGGGUCCAAGAACAAGCCCAAGCCGCCCAUCAUCAUCACGCGGGACAGCGCGUCCGCGCUGCGCGCCCACGUCCUGGAGGUCGCCGCCGGCUGCGACGUCGUCGACUGCGUCGCGGCCUUCGCGCGCCGCCGCCAGGUCGGCGUCUGCGUGCUCAGCGGCACCGGCGCCGUCGCCAACGUCUCCGUCCGCCAGCCCGGCGGCACCGUCGCCAGCCUCGCCGGCACCUUCGACAUCCUCUCCCUCUCCGGCUCCUUCCUCCCGCCGCCGGCGCCUCCCUCCGCCACGGGGCUCACCGUCUACGUCUCCGGGGGCCAGGGCCAGGUCGUGGGCGGCUCCGUCGCCGGUGCGCUCGUGGCCGCCGGGCCCGUCAUCAUCAUGGCCGCCUCCUUCGGCAACGCCUCCUACGAGCGCCUCCCGCUCGACGACGACGAGCCGGCCCCGCAGGGCCUUGUGCCGACGCAUUCCUCCCCGCCGCCACUCUCAUUGCCGGCACACCACCAGCAGCAGCACGCGUCGUCUCUAGCGCAGGUGCCCGACCACAACCUCCCCCACAACCUCAUGAACGGCCUCCAGCUCCCCGGCGACGCCUACGGCUGGACAUCCCCCGGCAGCGGCAGCGGCGGUCGCGUUGCCCCCUACUGAUUGCUCGAUCAAUCCAUGGGCUUGGUGGGAAUGGAAGCUAAGAGUUCAUUACCAACUUCUCCCGCCUUUGCUUGUUAUGCUCUUGAUCAUCGAUCCAUCUCUCGUGUGUUGUUAUAAUCUGCUUGCAACUAGCAAGGGAAUGGUUAAAAAAACUAGCGAGAUCCUGCCUGCCCUUAAUUAGUGUGUUUUAAUUUGUACCCUUUUUACCUAUAUAUGCAAUGCGGUGCAUCAUGUUAGUAGGAUGGAGAGGAAGGGCUUAGUCGUAAUUAUAAUUAAGGAGUAGCUCUAUAUCUUAAUUCAUCUGUCCCUGUCUUUGUCUUCAAGCUAUAUGACUAUCUACCUUUGAACAAGCCUGCUUAUUUUAUGGAGAAUGAUGGGUGAGUUUGUUGUUGUUUCUUUUGGGUCA